AUGUUACAACUGUCUCUUCUUCUUCAGAUGCAAUUCAUCAUCAAGCCAGAAAAAGGAAAUCACACAGAUCCUGCCAAGUUUAUCCUCCUGGACUUUAAUACUGAAGAUCUACAAAUUUUACAUUUCAUGUUGUUUCUAGCUAUCUAUAUUGCAACUAUGGCAGGGAACAUCCUCAUUGUUAUUUUGGUGGUCGUUGAUAAGCACCUUCACACCCCCAUGUAUUUCUUUCUGGGCAAUCUGUCCUGCCUAGAAACCUGCUACAGCUCAAACAUCGUGCCAAGGAUGCUGAUCAGUUUUCUGACUGGAGAAAAAUCAAUUUCUGUUUAUGGAUGUUUUGCACAACUUUAUUUCUUUGGGCUUCUUGCUGGUACAGAAUGUUACUUCCUAGCAGUAAUGUCUUAUGACCGUUAUUUAGCAAUAUGCAAACCAUUGCAUUAUGCAAUGCUAAUGAAUGGCAGAAUUUGUGUCCAGCUAAUUGCUCUAUCAUGGAUAAGUGGUUCACUGGGGAUCAGUGCCAUCAUAUACUUAGUGUCCAAAUUGAGUUUCUGUGGACCCAACAAAAUUAAUCAUUUCUUCUGUGAUUUUAUGCCAGUGAUAGGCCUCUCCUGCAAUGAUACCCAUAUGGUUGAAAUGACAGCCUUCAUAGUCUCCUCCUUAGCCACUCUGCCUCCACUUGUAAUAACUCUGACCUCUUACAUUUUCAUCAUCAAAAGCAUUUUAAGAAUCCCAUCCACCACUGGGAAACAAAAGGCAUUCUCUACUUGUUCAUCACACCUCAUUGUGGUUUCUUGCUUCUAUGGCUCCUUGAUGAUUGUUUAUGUCCUCCCAGACAUGAGUUCUUUGAGUGAACUGAAGAAACUGUUCUCUCUGUUCUAUACUCUGCUCACUCCCCUGGUCAAUCCCCUCAUAUACAGCUUGAGAAACAAAGAAGUAAAGGAAGCAAUAAAGAAAACCUUUAAGAUGCUUUGUAGAAUUUAUUAA
Molecule: messenger RNA, 981 nt
Organism: Hemicordylus capensis (graceful crag lizard)
Lineage: Eukaryota; Metazoa; Chordata; Lepidosauria; Squamata; Cordylidae
Product: olfactory receptor 2AP1-like
Exons: 1
Coding region: 1-981 (326 amino acids)
Biological process (GO): G protein-coupled receptor signaling pathway
Cellular component (GO): membrane
Molecular function (GO): olfactory receptor activity; G protein-coupled receptor activity
Source: RefSeq, a predicted model, not a curated record